Messenger RNA from Danaus chrysippus (African queen), 2208 nucleotides. The record is from the annotation of a GenBank genome assembly. NCBI's taxonomy places the organism in Eukaryota, Metazoa, Arthropoda, Insecta, Lepidoptera, Nymphalidae.
AUGACGGCAGCGUUAGGUAUUACAGUAGCUGGUGAUUAUAGAGUGUGUGACUCAUUAGUUGCAAUUCAAGGAACGGGCUGGAUAAACAAUCAUUGCAGUGUCCCAAGCGAUAACGGCCAUUCGCACAUCCCGCAGCGUCCGCUCUGCCCCUCCCCCCAGCCCACCAGCGACCGUCAACACCACCAGAUACAGGAGCUGAAAUCCUGGAGAGAAGGAGGAGAACGGGCACAAGGUGUACAGCGAGGAGGCGCGCACGCGCCGGGCCCGACAUGGCUGCGCCGCACUACUGGUCGCGCGCCCUCUCACACAGGGACGAGCGCAGCGCCUCCCGUACAGUCCGGUGCGGGGCGGGGGCUCCAAGACCGCCGCCCGAGCGCUCCUCUUUCCUUAGUAUCCCGGCUCAAACGGCGCGCGCGCACGGGACACUGGCGCAGCGCGCUUUGGGCCAUGGCGGUCCACGUACUUUGGUUGCUGGUUUUGGUGACAUUUGGUGGAGUUAGCACGCAACGAAACGAAUAUGAAAGAGGAGACGUCGAAGAAAAUAAUAUUUAUGAUAAUCAAGACUGGAUGUAUCAGAAUAGUUACAAUCCGCAACCAACAAUAAAUUCAUACUAUGGUUUAUCGAGAAGGCAGGAUUUACCAACACCAUCUGCCCCCCCUCCUCCUCCCCCACCGGAAAGAGUGCCACAGCCUUCAAGAAGUUUUGGCCAAAACUUUGCUGUGUAUGACCCAGUAACUCGUCAACGGACAAAUGCAUUUGAUCGCAACUGUACGGCCCCUGGCUGCUGUGUCCCAAAAUGUUUUGCUGAAAAGGGUAGUAGGGGUUUCCCUGGAAUGCGGGGACCACCUGGAAUCACAGGUCUGCCAGGACACGUUGGGGCUGAAGGUCCCCAGGGACUUAAAGGUCAGAAAGGUCAAGAUGGACCACAAGGUCCUCGGGGUCCGCGAGGUGAAAAGGGUAAACCCGGAGCUCAAGGAUUUAUAGGCUUAGCAGGACCACCAGGUCCUCAAGGUGAACCUGGUAUGCCAGGAAUUCCUGGACGUGAUGGUUGUAAUGGAACUGAUGGUGAACCUGGAAUGAUGGGGAUCAAAGGUUCACAGGGUCCUCGUGGAUUUGCUGGGCCUAAAGGUAACAAAGGUGAUAAAGGAGAACCGGCUUAUAUGGGUCGAUACCCAAAAGGCGAAAAAGGAGAACCCGGAGCAGAUGGUUUACAAGGCCAAUCAGGCCCAGCUGGACCAACAGGUCCUCCAGGUUUGGCUGGUCCGAAAGGAAUGACUGGACCUAUGGGACCACCUGGAAAUAAAGGUGAUAAAGGUCCUAAAGGAUCUAGGGGACAAUCUAUUCAAGGUGAUAAAGGAGAUAGAGGUGACAAAGGAGACAGAGGACCCGGUUGUCCAUCAACAACAUUACCUUCAUUGGAUAAUAAAGGAGCAAUUAAAGGUGUCAAAGGUGAUAUGGGAUCGAAAGGUGAAAAGGGAGAACCUGGUAGAAUGGGCGAAAAGGGAGAAACAGGUCCGAUGGGUGAACCUGGCUUGCCUGGAUUAAUGGGCAUUAAAGGAGAAAAGGGCUUAAGAGGAAAUCCUGGAGAAAGGGGUCGUGAAGGUAUGUAUGGUGAACCCGGGCCUAUGGGACGAAAAGGUGACAGAGGCAUUGAUGGACUGAAUGGUCUUCCUGGUAGACCGGGUUUGAAAGGAGAACCGGGCAGGGAUGGGGCACCAGGACUAAUGGGAUUAAAAGGAGUACCAGGUCCACCUGGUGGUCGAGCUGGAGCACGAGGUCCACCUGGACCCCCAGGUCCACGGGGUUACAUCGGCGUUGCUGGUGCACCAGGGUCUAGUGGUAGGCCAGGAGAAAAUGGAUUACCAGGACCUAUGGGACCAAGAGGUGGACAGGGAGAACCUGGUGACACAGGCAUUGAAGGUCCAGCGGGUCAAAAAGGAGAAAAAGGUGAACCUGGUCUUGAUGGUUCGCCUGGAGAAAUAGGUCAAAGAGGAUAUGAUGGACCUAUUGGACCACAAGGACCAAGGGGAUUGAAAGGAGAAGAAGGACAAUCAAUUCCUGGUGACAAGGGAAACAGUGGCCAACCAGGUAUUCCAGGAGAUAAGGGAGCCAAGGGUGAACGAGGUUAUCCAGGUUUACGAGGUACACCUGGAAACUCUACAUUAGGUACACCGGGUAGUCCUGGAGAAAUGGGUCCCCCCUGGUGA